This is a messenger RNA of Mycena indigotica, 1185 nucleotides long. RefSeq lists its product as uncharacterized. The record is from RefSeq and is a predicted model, not a curated record. Bases 13 to 1185 code for a protein of 390 amino acids. NCBI's taxonomy places the organism in Eukaryota, Fungi, Basidiomycota, Agaricomycetes, Agaricales, Mycenaceae. The transcript is spliced from 5 exons.
UUGCCGACGUCGAUGCGCCGCCAGCGUCGCCCAAUCGUCCGUUUACCUUCUGGAAGCCGCGCGGGCGAAGAACCUCGGGAUUCUCCGAGCACUUCUCCCUCACGUGCACGACCGGCCAUUGACAAACUAAGACAGCAAACUUCAAACUAUAGUCAUUCUGGAAUGGACUUAGACAGCAGCGUCGUGCACGAUGAAACGUACUUCUUCGAUGACGGAGACUGUCUGUUCCAAGUCGAAAAUGUUCUGUUCAAUCUGCACCGAGUGAUUCUGGGCCGCGAUCCCGAAUCGAUGUUCCGAUCCAUGUUUGCAGACGCACAAGGCAGCUCUGCAGAAGUCAUUUCACUGUCUGGAGAUACCGCAGCGGAGUUUCGAGUGUUGUGUUGGGCGAUGUACCUCCUUCCUGGUGAUGCGUAUGCGCUGAGUAUGGAACAGAUCGGGGACACGGAAGUGAAAAAAUACUUGGAUCUUCUCAACAUGGCGCACAAGUACACACUGCCGCACUUCGAGAAGUGGGCGUGGGAGAUGUUAAGCAGCGUGGAAGACAUGCUGAGGCCGCUUCAAACAUAUUUGAAUGGCUGCCUAGAACCUGGUCUUGAAGCGGCAAUGGCUCUUGCCAUCCGAUGCAAUUUAUCAUCCCUCCUUGAUCUGGUCCUCGCGAUUUUGAUAAAAUCCGCUAAAUCGGGGGCAAUAUCAGCGUCUCGUGUCCUGGUCCUGGGCGAAAAAUAUCAGCAACGCUCACUGCAGACCGAAAUCUAUAUCAUACUCUGGAAUAGAGUUCAGGGCCGACAAGACGAGGGACAAGCUGCUUUGAUCGUCUCACCAUUGGUUGGAUUGGGAACUCAGCUCGGCCUCACAAAUGCACAGAUGCAGCGUUUCUUUACGGGGAUUGUGAUGCUCACCAGUAUCCUUGCUCAAAUAGUGAGCCCGGGUGAUCCGGGCACGCCAUGCGUUUAUCCAUCCAAAGAAUGUCCUUGUGCAGGGUCGACGAAUGAGUGGAGGCUGAUGUUGGCAGAGAACCGUCAGCACGCUAGCAAAUCCACGCGAACUGAAAUCCGCGCCAUAUUGCAAAACGCACAAAGCUACGGAGACAAAUACCGGUGCAUCGACGAGCACCUCAAAAGUAAAAAUUUCUGCUCUGAUAUCGAUACAUACUUUCUUGGGCCAGAACCCUCUACUAGUAGCUGA